Molecule: messenger RNA, 352 nt
Organism: Staurois parvus
Lineage: Eukaryota; Metazoa; Chordata; Amphibia; Anura; Ranidae
Source: the annotation of a GenBank genome assembly
AUGGGGCCCCCAGGCAAUAGGGGAUCAUGGGGCCCCUGUGUCCUUGCCCAAACUCAAAAAAGCCUAUGAAAAAGUAACAAUCUUUUUUUUGCUAGAAAAUCUCUUAGAACCGCCAAAAUUAUACUUUUUUUUUAAAGCAGAAUAACUAUGUGUCACAAAUUCCACAUAGAUCAGUGCAGGGGCGGACUGACAACUCAUGGGGCCCCCGGGCAAUAGGGAUCAUGGGGCCCCUGUGUCCUUGCCCAAACUCAAAAAAGCCUAUGAAAAAGGUACCAGGGGCAUCUCAUGGGGCCCCCUACUGACCCCAGGCCCUCGGGCAGUGCCCGAGUUUCCAAAUGGUCAGUCCACCCCU